AUCUUGUCGGGUCACCUCAACGAACCCACUUGGCCUUCAAUAUCAAAAUCUCCAAUUCAAGUCGCCUUUGGGCGCAUCGACGCCGAAAUGGUCUACGACUGGGAAGACAAGCAAAAACUGUGCUAUCGCAUGUACAUUGAGGAGAACAAAUCCCUGGAGGAUAUCAUGGAGUAUAUGAAAGAGGAGCUCAAGUUUGCCCCAAGGUAUGCACCGCACCACCCUCGCAACCACACCCACACCCAAACCCAUUACCAGACCAGCACCCGUACUCUACCGUACAACUUGUACUAGCACUACGGACGACCAAACCAAAACCCAAACUCAUAUCAUGCCUUCACAGCAAACGUGCGUUCCAAACCCAGUUCAAGCGCUGGAACUUCCCCUCCAAGCAACACCCCGCUCACAAGAAUGCCGCCUUGGUUCAACGCGUUAAGGAGCUAUGGGACGUCAACACCUCUCAACGCGAGAUGCUGCGCAUCCUCAACGAAGAGGGAUACGACAUCAAGGAGCGCGAAUUGAUGCGGGUACGAGGUAAGAAUCGAUGGCUGCUCCGAGAAGCCAAUGGCAACCAGGCGAAGAAGCGCGACUCCGAUAACAUCUUGGUCGAUCAGCUUUCGCAAGCUCUCUAUCCCGAUGCACAGAUGGAAGACGCGGAAGGCGAGGAUGAGGCCGAGCCCGAGGCCGAUGAACCCAUGGAAGAUAUGACAAUCGUAGCGCCCCGUUCGAAGUCUCGUCGAGCCGACUCCCCUCCAUUGAGCCCCGAGGUUCUGGCAAAGCGACAAGAGCGACUUGAAAAGCUUCAAGCUGAGUCUGCUGAGCGAUGGGCCACUCGAAAGCGUCGUCGUCGUACUCGAGGCUGGGCUGGUUUGCCUGCUGAUCCACCUGGACCCCCGCGAUUCCCCUCCGAAACCACCAUUGAUGAGAGCAAGGCUUUCUUGAAUUUGGACAGUCAUCUCUACAAGGACAUUCGCACUCGGUUCCAAAGAAUCUGUGAGGAAGCGGAUAUCAUCAAGAAGACGAUAGCUGGCCCAGAACGAUGGGAGGCUGCAAAGGACCGACUGAUUCAGGAGAGUGAGCACCUGCAAAGCGUUUUCUGGACACCUGAUGAGAGCCAUGAGGCGAAGAAGUUGGCGCUUGAUGUAGUAUGCAGCGACGUAACCAAGAGAAUGAGAACUUUGGAGCGGCGCAUGACGAUUGCAGAAGCGAAGAACGCCCUGGGAAUCAAUCCGGAAGAAUCCCGUCAGCUUCGAAAUGCUUUCUACCAAGUCUUGAAGGCCGAUCAUUUCACUAGCAAACUUGAGGCCGGCGAAGAACAUUGGAAAGAACUAAAAGCCCGAUGGAUUGCUAAUUCGACUCUUCUGCAACAAAUACUUGCUCCAGGUGAUGCAGAUCCCAAGCAUGCCGUGAAGGUCAAGGCGAUGGAGGUAUUGUGCAGAGAUGUCAUGAAGCGUUUACGAGAUGAUCAAACUAAAAGAGACCCGACCAGAAAGAAGAAGUAUGACACCAAAAUUACUGCGGCAGAACCGCCAUCCCCAACCGACAACAUGAACCCGUAUGAAGAGAGCCAUGAUCAACAUGAUCAAGAUGAGAAUAGCUUCCAUGUCAGUACCCAUGCUGCUCUGAUUCAAGCGGCAUCACAGGCACAGGCAGCUUCAAUUCCAAUAGCGACGCCAAUCCCACCAUCCAUGGCUCCUCCUCGAGCUUUGGCUGGUAUGCAACAUGCACAAGGACAUAUUCGCCCUCAACCACUCUCGCACCCAGCCCAACACAACCAAAAUUUAGUUAACCACAACAGCAUGCAAAUUGACCCAUCCCUUCUUCUUGCGGCUGCAAAUGAUCCGGGACUUAUGAACCGUGGUGGUAUGCAAAACCAUUCCAUGCCCAACCAAUUUUCCGACUAUAGUGAACCACAAUUCGUUGCUCAAGCAGCUCAACAGACAUAUCAUGCUCCAGCUUCAAUCCCGUUCUACUUCCGGCUGCAUCCAGCUUCGGAUGUUCGAACCAGCACACCAAUAUGGCUAAGUGGAUUGAGUUCUGUUUCCGUUGAUGGACUUCGACAAUUGGCGACGGUCAAAUUUCCUGGAACUAUCGCUUUACGUAUUGAAGGGAUUAUCAAGCAACCCAACGGACAAGAAUCGACUAUCUUAAUUGACCAGGAUGACGAAUUAGGUGCUUAUUUUGCAGCUGGAGGCGUGAAGCCGACUUUCGCUGUACAACUUGUUAAUGCAUGGAAGGAUUAGACUUGGAGUUAAAGGUGUUUAGGAGCAUUUGUUUUCUUAUUUAUUUAUUCAUUCCCUGGGGAACUAGGCUGAAGUUAUUUGGCGUUUGGAGUUGGGACUUCGGUCAUGGGUCCUUAAUCAUGUAUCCUUUGAAGAUACAGCAUUUUACAUUAUAAGGACGGUGAUUCUUUUAGUUGAUACUGUAUGUACUUGUAAAUUAUGAUGAAGAACAGCAGUUUCCAUGAUGAAUUGAAAUGGAUUCGUGAA
Hymenoscyphus albidus is the source of this 2486-nucleotide messenger RNA. The record is from the annotation of a GenBank genome assembly. Lineage: Eukaryota; Fungi; Ascomycota; Leotiomycetes; Helotiales; Helotiaceae.